CUUGCCUCUGUCCAACAAGAAUGGGGGCCCCAGCUCACAUCCUGCCCUUGUCUGUCCUCAUCUUUCUGUUGGCUUCCUUUGGUCCUUUGGCUGCUCAGCAGAAUGAUAUUGACAUCUACAGUCUCACCUUGGACUCCAAGGUCACUUCUCGCUUUGCCCACACCGUCAUCACCAGUCGUGUGGUUAAUAAGGCAGAAGAGGCCCGGGAAGCUGUCUUCCAGGUGGAACUGCCCAAAUCAGCCUUCAUUACCAACUUCUCCAUGAUCAUUGAUGGGGUAACGUACCCAGGAGAGAUCAAGGAGAAGGCAGCUGCCCAGGAGAGGUACAGUACGGCUGUGGCCAAGGGGCAGAGUGCUGGGAUCAUCAGGGCCUCGGGGAGGAAUCUGGAGCAGUUCCAGGUGUCUGUCAAUGUGGCCCCAAGUGCCAAGAUCACAUUUGAGCUGGUCUACGAGGAGCUGUUGAAGAGGCAGCUCGGGAAAUAUGAGCUGAUUCUGAAGGUCCGGCCCCAACAGCUGGUCAAACACCUGCAGAUAGAUAUCCACAUCUUUGAGCCUCAGGGAAUCACCUCUCUGGAGACUGAGAGCACGUUUAUGACCAAGAACUUGGCAGACGCCCUCACCACAACACAGAAUGAGACCAAGGCUCACAUAGUGUUCAAGCCAACUCUGGCCCAGCAGCAGAAGGAGCCCGGGAAGCCGGACACGAUUCUGGAUGGUAACUUCAUUGUGCGUUAUGAUGUGGACCGAACCAGUGCUGCAGGGGACAUCCAGAUUGAGAACGGAUACUUCGUGCAUCACUUUGCUCCAGCAGAGCUGUCUACACUGCCUAAGAAUGUAGUCUUUGUUAUCGACAAGAGUGGGUCCAUGUCUGGCAAGAAGAUGAAGCAGACUCGUGAAGCCCUGGUGAAGAUUCUGGGUGAUCUCAAGCCAGAGGACCAAUUCAACUUGGUUAUCUUUGAUGGAUUUGUGACCCAGUGGAAACCAACACUGCUUCAAGCUUUACCUGAGAAUGUGGAAGAAGCCAAGAAAUUUGCCUCCCAUAUCUUAGCCAUGGGUGCAACCAACAUCAAUGAUGCCGUCCUUAUGGCUGUGAACAUGCUGGAUGAGAGCAACAGGAAGGAACAGCUGCCGGCAGGGAGCGUGUCUAUGGUCAUCCUGCUCACAGAUGGAGAUCCCACUGAAGGGGAGACAGAUCUGCAGAAGAUUCAAGAAAAUGUGAAGGCAGCUAUUGGGGGCCGCUACUACCUUUACUGUCUGGGCUUUGGCUUUGAUGUCAACUAUGCUUUCCUGGAAAAGCUGGCCCUGGAAAAUGGCGGGGUGGCCCGGCGCAUCUAUGAAGACUCGGAUGCUGACCUGCAGCUCCAGGACUUUUACCAUGAGGUGGCCAACCCAUUGCUGACCACAGUGAAGUUUCAGUACCCACAAAAUUCUGUAGAGUUGCUCACCCAGGACAACUUUAGGGUUUUCUUCAAAGGUUCUGAGAUAGUGGUGGCUGGGAAGCUCCAGCCCGAGGUCCAAGAUUCACUCUCAGCCCAAGUCGAAGCCCAGUCGCACACCCAGAACUUCACCUUCCAAACAGAAGUAAAUGUUGCAGACAAGGAGAAAGUCUUCCAAAGCCCAAAGUACAUUUUCCAUAACUUCAUGGAGCGCCUGUGGGCAUACCUGACCAUCCAGCAGCUACUGGAGAAAGCUGUUUCAGCCUCAGAUGAUGAGCAGAAGAACCUGGAAGCCCGAGCUUUGAAUCUGUCUCUCAAAUUCAACUUUGUCACUCCACUCACAUCUAUGGUGGUCACCAAACCAGAGGAUCAGGAUAAAGCCCAGGUGCUUUCAAAGCCAGUGGAAGCAGAUAAUGAUCAUUCAUCUUCAUUUUCACUAUUGGCAAGAAUUCCUACAGGAGGUUUUCGCCAGUCUUCACCAAUGCUGUACAGCCAAGGAUUCCUCGUACCAAUAGCAGGUGUUCCAGGUCCUCCAGGUCCUCCAAGUUUUCCAGGUCUUUUAGCUCUUCCAGGGAUUGCAGCUCCUCCACCUCUUCCGGGUAUUUCACGUUCUCCAGCAAAAUCCUUUUAUAAGUCUGUACCCAGUUUUGACAUGCAACCUGACUAUGACUUGGCAUACCUCGCACCCAAAGCAAUUGAUCCCCGAACAUCUUUAUUGCUUCCAGAUAGUUCUCAUUUUCAAACUAACACAGAAUUAUACAAUGUCCCAGUUCCUUCCCCCACUCUCUCAAUGGAAAGGUCCCCUCAUUUUAUCUUGCUGAGAAACAACCACACUGAGCAGACGAUGUGUGUGAACGUUAAGGGAUUCUCCCAGACCCCACAAAGUCUCUUUUCUGAUCCUGGCCAAGGCAUUAAAGUGACUGGCAAAUAUGAGGGGAGCACAGAUAAGUUUGUCUGGCUCCAGGUGAGCUACAAGACUCCUGAGGUGAAGGUGCGUGUGACGCAGGACAGCAUCGUGGUGACUCGUGGCAGUGGUGGGAAAAGCUCCUCUUAUCAAUGGAGAUCACUCUACUUGGUGAUGCCGGGGCUGAAGAUGACCUUGGAAAAUGGCCUUCUACUGCUCAGUAAUCCGGACAAAGUCACCAUUGGCCUGGUGUCCCUGGACCACCCUACUCCUGGGCUGCGGCUCUUCAUAAAUGAUCCAGGUCACUUCGCCAACCAACCCAGCGGAGUUCUUGGCCAGUUUUACCAGGACUUGCAGUGGAAUCCAAGUACAGCUGAAGACACGCAGGAGCUGAGUGUGAGGGAAAAGACGUAUACAGUCACCAGAAAGUCCCUGUUGGAUUUCCAAGGAGGCAGGGAUACCAUCCCACUGCCAAAGUUAUCGUGCUGGUAUCUAGAGGAGCCUUUAUGAGAUAGAAGAGAAUCAGGGUCAGCUGCACCUUUCUGGUCCCUAUGCUUGAUCCAAAUGCUGGCAAAUAGGGCCAGCAGCUGCCCCGAGUGGGGAGAUGGUAUAAAGCAAAGUCUUUCUCUGCA
Antechinus flavipes (yellow-footed antechinus) is the source of this 2971-nucleotide messenger RNA. RefSeq names its product inter-alpha-trypsin inhibitor heavy chain H4-like. The record is from RefSeq and is a predicted model, not a curated record. Lineage: Eukaryota; Metazoa; Chordata; Mammalia; Dasyuromorphia; Dasyuridae. The transcript is spliced from 21 exons. Bases 21 to 2849 code for a protein of 942 amino acids.